Molecule: messenger RNA, 5225 nt
Organism: Vespula vulgaris
Lineage: Eukaryota; Metazoa; Arthropoda; Insecta; Hymenoptera; Vespidae
Gene: S
Product: protein Star
Exons: 6
Coding region: 1341-2303 (320 amino acids)
Source: RefSeq, a predicted model, not a curated record
AAGACUGCGAGAGAGAGAGAGAGAGAGAGAGAGAGAGAGAAAGUCGACAAGUUGAGAACCCCUGUUCUCUCUACCUGGCCAAGCUAGGAGAACGGUAGAGUGUCCUCGUAAAAGCGAGCGAGAAAGGCGAUCGUGUAAAGUUGAAGGGGAUAGACGAUGAACGGGCUAGAGUUCGACGGUGUGGGCCGUUUAAAGAAGGACACCCGAUGUAUAGAGGCACAUAGAGAGGGAGAUAGAGAGAAGGCAUUGUACUCCUCGUCGUCGUCAUCGUCGUCGUCGUUGCCGUCGCUAUCGCCGUCGCCGUCGCCGUCGCCGUCGUCGUCGUCGUCGCCGUCGCCGUUGCCGUCGUCGUCGUCGUCGUCGUCGUCGUCGUCGUCGUCGUCGUCGUCGUCGUCGUGGUGGUGUUGGGGCCGUUUCCAGGUGCCAGCGAGGAGGGCACACGCAGUCGGUGCUCGUCACGAGCCAGCAACCGUCGUCCUCCGUGCCACACCGUCCUCUCUUCUUCUCCAAACGUGUGCGUGUUCCAUCUCGUUCUCUCUCUCUCUCUCUCUUCCUCUCCCUCUCCCUCUCUCUUUCUCUCUCUGUCUUUCGUACGAUGAGUCAAGAAGAAGGAAACGUCUCUUUCUCAGAGAGGACAAACGCCCGACGCUGAAGUCCCUCUCUCUCUCUCUCUCUCUCUCUCUCAUGAAUACGAAGAAUCGUGGGAAAGAGAGAGAUCGGUAUAUACAGAAAGAGAGUGAGUCGGAGUUUAAGAAGAAAAGAGAAAGACUCAUCGACAGAGCUGCACUGCGGCUAUACCCUCCUCUCUUUCUUUCGCUCCCUUCUAGCCGACGACUCUCAGUCGGCGAGUAGUCGCUUUGCGAGUCGUAGUCCCUCAUUCUCUUUCUUUCCUUCUUUGUCAUGACUCCUCUCCGUAGAGAGGAGGAGGAGACAUAGAAAAGUUCCUUUACGUUUACAUUCUUCUCGGUGCAAAGCGAGGACGCUACUUCGUAAAGUGCACCGCGCGUGUGGGUCGGCCGGACGAAAGGAAAUCGAGAGAAAGAGAGUGGGAGAGAAAGGAAGAAGAGAGGGGCAAGAGGAGGAGGAGGAGGAGGAGGAAGAGGAGGAGAAGAGAGAGAGAGAGAGAGAGAAAGACAGAAAGAAAGAGAGAAAGAGAGAUGAGCACGCUCUCCUACAGUCGCGCAAACGAAAGCCGAAUGUGUACGGGACAGCGAGCGUGUCACGGACGAGAUGUAAAGCUUCCCGCGAUCGAAGUACGGUGCUGUUAAAGCUGCGUUUCCAUCGGCAUUUAAAAUCGACCAAGAAAGAACUGCCAAAAACUGGAGCCCGUCAAGACUAAGAUGGCUGGGCCAGGGACGGCCUCAGCCGGAGUUGGAGGCGGAGGAGGUGGUCAACAAGUAACAGCGGCCUCGAAUCUCCCUGCUAACGCUUUGCUAAGCUACAAGAGGACCUGGUGGCGAAGAGUGGCCCCCUGCUUGGCUUUUCUGGCAGCUUUUUCAACCGCUAUGGCGUUACUUCUUGUUUGGAGCGAAGCUGCUGCAUUGAGAAGGCAAGCCUUCGACGCGAACAUGACGAGGGACUACGUACUUUACAGCGUCUCCAUGGACAAUCCUCAGCUGAUCGCUUACAUACGCGAGGUUCAUUUUAAACCAACGACUCAUCAAGAGUUCUUAAACGCUACGCAAACCUCCGAGGAGAAGUACGUUGCGAGUUUGACGCAAAAUAAACGCGAGGGUGUCUACAUCGAAUAUAUCAGCAGGAUAGGAGCAAUGUCCAGUACAGCCUGGCUCGAUUCGAAUUUGAAUUGGAGAGGCGUCUUGAUCCUUACAGAUCCUAGAAGCUUCUUCGAGGCUCAAAAAAGCAGUCGUAAUUCAAAAACGAGAGUACUUCAUUCUUGCUUGAGUACCGACAAAGUCAUAAAAGAAAUAACGUAUCAUCAGGAAUCCGAGGUCCAAGUUACCAAAUUAGGCGAAGGACCGAACAGUCUUGUGUCGUCGGACGAGAGUUUGCCGACGACCAGGUUGAAAUGUUUUCCUCUUUACAGUGUACUGUUGGCUUACAACGUCACAACUUUAGAUUACUUGAGUCUCGACAGUCCGGAUAUUCAAGAUGGACAGGUACUAGACACGAUCCCUUGGGAAAUCAUAAGGAUAUCUGUUCUUUCUAUACGUUGGAGUACGCAUCAUAGCACGACGGAAACGAAGAAUCUCAUCGACAAGCUCAAUAGCAGGAGAUAUAAACUCGUCGAAACGACGGACACUGGAAAAAGGAUAUUUAUUUACAGCACUCUCUUAAAGAUCUAAUUCGUCCGAAUUAGAAAAUAUCGUCGUGGAUCGAUCAUGGACGUAAGGAGAAAGAGAAAGAAAGAAACAGACGACUCUUGCCUUUCCAAAGUCCACGAACUUAUCGUAGAUCCUUAAAAUUUCGUCUGAUUUUGUUUUUUCUUUCUUUCUUUCUUUUCUCCGUCUCCGCAAAGAGACGUACUAUGGGUACUUAAAAUCAAGGAUCGAACGUCGUCGAGCAGUCCCGAUUUUUACAUUCGUUAGAAAUGUCCAAAUUUAACGAUCGUCACAUCUUAUUUUCGAUUCUCGCGCGACGAAAUUAAGCUCGCAAUGACGAUGACGAUAACGACAAUGACGAUGACAACGAUGACGAUGACGACGACGAUGACGACGACGACGACGACGAAAACAGCGACAAUGACGAUUUCGAUCUCGUUCGUUUAUGUCGGAUACAUUACUCUUUGCGAUUUAAUCGAUUUAAUCUUUUUUCGUUUUUCCCUUUUCAUCGAUUGUACACCGUAUCGUAUUUAACAACGACGAUCAAAAGCGAGUGAAAGAGAUUAGGAUUUUAUUUUCCGUCCAUGCGAACGUUACACAUGACAAAGACUGAGCUGAUCGAGCUUAAUCGCGAGAGUUAUCAGAGGAAGAAGGAUCGAACGAAUACGCGAUGCCUUAUUUACUUAUUUACAUGCAUACACACAUGCAAACACACACACACACAAAUACACACACACACACACACACAGAGUAUGCAAACCAAAAAGCUACGAGAAAUAGUGACAUUUACUUUCGUACGAUUUUACAUUAUAAGUUCAUUUUUAAUCUAAUUAUAAGCUAAGUUAUAUAACAAACCACCGAACGUUUUACGAUGGAAAGCGUGUAUUUUAUUUUCUUUUUUUUUCUUUUUUUUUCUUCUCCCUUUAUUGCGGAGAACUCGUUGCGUCGAUGAGGUGAGAUGAAUGCAAGAGAAUGUAUAUGUAUGCGAGAGAGAGAGAGAGAGAGCGAGAGCGAGAGCGAGAGAGAGAAAGAGAGAGAAAGAGUACCUCUACAGAGAUAAUCCGGUGAGAUACUCCCGAAUACCUAAAGUACGGGCCUUACUAGAAUGUAAGAUGAUAUUUGAUAAGGAUAAUUUAGAAUGUUUUACAGCGUAGCAAAGAUAUCGGCUAAAGAAACGAGACGAAGAUCUCUUUGAUUAGAGAAAAACAAUAUCGAUCGAAUGGCGAGCUUCGAGAUACGAGUAAAAAUUUAGAACUUUCGUCAAACGAGUUAAGUAUCAAUCGAUUUUUAUGAAUAUAAAAAUAAAUUGAAUGUACGACGUUUAAUCUGAAAAAAUAUUGGAAAGAAAUAUCAGAAACGAUCAUCGAUAUCGAUAUUUCUUCUUGCUACUGUAUUUUGCGAAGCUCACGUAGGCCAUUCGCACGAUGUAUUUAUUCGAAGAGCCCGUGUUAUCCUUCGUAGAUCAUUCCAGGACUCGCCUAAAUCGAGACUCGCACAUUUUUGCUACUAUAUUACUUAUCUAUGUACGUAUGUACUCUGGUCCUCGUCUAAAAGACGUCUUACGUUACAUUUUUCCGCCCUUCUCCCUUUUCCCUCCCCUUCCUUCUCUCCCUUCUUCUCAUCCUGUGACCACUCGAUCUUGUGCCUUUUUCUUCGUUUCUUCUAUUCGUAUAUUUUUUUUUUCUUUUUUAUCAUACAUAUUAUUGAUAACGUACGUGUAAGUUGUAUUAUUGACGUCGAGUAAGUUUUUUUUGUACCUUUGCUUUACAAGAGAGCGUCGAUUCCUUUUGAGAGCAAUAAAUAGGAAAUAUAUUUUGAAUCACGCUUACGAAUCUUUCAUUCAUUUGUAAAAUCCCCAAUAUGUAUUGUACAUUUCCGCUUGAAUCGCGAUAUCCAAGUUCGUGCAUUCGUUGAUAUUCUAUUUGAAAUAAAAUCGAUCGUCGUUCAAAGCUCUAAUCGCUAAACAAAUCUUGUAGCUCGUUCGUUAUUGGCUUUGAAGUUGUGAUAACGAAGCGACUGCUUUCAUAGAAAGAAAAAGAGAGGGAGAGAGAGAGAGAGAGAGAAAGAGAGCAAGUGGAGUACCUCGUUUUUCUUUAUUUUCCUUUUCCAUUUUUUCCUUCGUAAUUUUUUGCUAACCGAGCAAGCAUUACUCUUUUUUCGUUCGUAACUCGCUUUAAUAAAUCAGAUAACGAACGUACGAAGAGUGAUAUCGAUCGCCAAUGAAAUAUUUAUCAUAAAUGAUUUAUUGAUAAAUGAGCUUUCAUUGCUAUUAUCGAAUGAUCAUAAACGACGAUAUUACUGGCGAUCGUUUAUAAAAAUUUAUUUCACUCAUUCAUUCAAAUUUUUAUUCGACCUGCACGUGGCUUUGAUGGUUCCUAAUAAAGAUAGCCCUUUCGAUCGAGAAUAGAUCGAGACGAACUGUCGUAUUUUAUAAAGGAUGCUUUGAAUAAAAAAUAGUCAUUCCUUCUUCUAGACGGACUUCUACGAAGCCGACUGAAAAGGGAUCGUUUAAAGCGCUUUAAAUAUUUGCGAUCUGUGUUAUUAUCGUAACGAGUCGGUACGUCAAUUUGAAUGAUCAUUCCUGAUAACGAAGCGUCAACGUGCCAGUCUCAAGACAGUUGAGUGAGAUGUUAACGAGGAUCGACGUUUUCGUUUAUCGUUCUCGCACAAUCGUUUCCGUGUAUUCCAAACGAUAGAUAUAUCUUUAUGUAAUUAGAAUAAAACGUUGCAUACGAUCUGAACGAAAGGAGAUCUAUUUGAAUUAGACUAAUGUGUCAUAGACUCGAGAAAAAAACUGACUCGAGCGACAAACGUAAUUUAUCAUUCUCAAUGAAGUACAUAUAUAGGAAUUGUCACAAGACUUGUAAAAAAUUGUAAAAAAAAAAAAUAAAAAACAAAAAAGACGAAUUUAAAAGAACGAUUAAAAGGUUCGUUUUCUACCAGAAA